Bubalus bubalis (water buffalo) is the source of this 1537-nucleotide messenger RNA. RefSeq names its product translation machinery-associated protein 7-like. The transcript is spliced from 2 exons. Lineage: Eukaryota; Metazoa; Chordata; Mammalia; Artiodactyla; Bovidae. Bases 1 to 366 code for a protein of 121 amino acids. The record is from RefSeq and is a predicted model, not a curated record.
AUGUUGCUGGGCUGUGUCAGUCUGGGUUAUAUAAGAGAGGAGACAAUUACAGCUAAAGGGCUUGGAGAUAAGUGGAGAAGUUUUCACCUUUACCAAGUCAUCAAAGUUCACAUCAGCAGCAAAAAGACCAAUCACUGGGGAAGGGGCGGCAGACACCACAUUGGGCAGCAAAGGUACCAGAAGAAGCCCCUGAAGCAGUCCAAGGAGCAAGACAAAAAGAUGGACCAGGAAGAUAAGGCAUUCAAGCAGAAAAAGGAGGAGCAGAAGAAACUCAAGGAGCCAAAAGUGAAGGCCACGGGGAAAGGCCCCAUGGACACAAAUGGAAUUAAGAAAUCUGGCAAAAAGGAAGCUGUUCCUUGUGCCUGAGGCAAUGAUGCUCCUUAAUUCCAUUCAUGUUUAAACAUCUGGAUUUCCUGCUGUAACAUCUGUUGCCAUCUACAGCUAGAAUGAGGUGUUGUCUUAGAACCUAGUACAUUUCAGAACAAAUGUUUGUAUAAAUUAAUAAGUAAUCAUAGAGUAGCUCCUCUUUAGUUCUUCUUAGCCAUUUCUACUUUAGCUAUGAGAUCUGCAUAAAUCCAACCCAGAAUCCUGCCGAAGUGUGUUGUUAAGUCUUUGUUCUAUACUGAAUUCUGUACUACUUGGAACUAAAUGAAUUCAUUUGAAAUGGCAAAAAAAAAAAAAAGGACAAAUCAAUAUUGUGUCUCUUAAUAAGAUCCACUGAAAACACACAAUAUCACGUCUAUCAUUUUCCUGCCAAAAAUGUAUAACUAUGCCAAAAAUGCAUAACUUGCCUCAGACAAACCUAAAUAAACCUAAAUGAGGAACAUUCUACCAAAUGAAUGUCUGAACUUCCCAAAAUGUCGAAGUCACUAACAACAAGGAAGAAAUGAAGAACUAUCACAAAGUAAAGAUUAAAAGGACAUAACUAGAUGCAAUUACAACCCUGGAUUUGAUUCUAGACAAGAAAUAAAAAAUAUUUUUCCAAAAAGGAAAUUACUGGGACAAAUACUGAAUGAGAUCUGUGGAUUCAAUGCAGAAUUAUGUGUUAAGUUACUCAUUUUGGUGAUAAUUCUGUGGUUAUGCAGGAGAGUGUCUUGUCUUUAAGGAAGACACUUAAGUAGGGGUAAUUAGGCAUCACAUUUGCAACUUAUUUUCAAUUGGUUCAGGAAAAAAAAAGUGAAUGAAUGACAAAGAAAACACUGAAAAAUGUUUAUCAUUGGAGAACUUAGGGUGACGUAUACAUGAGAAUUAGCUUUCACCCCAAUAGUUCGUUGGACUAGGCAUGAAACUUUACUAUAAAUUUGAAAUUAUUUCUAAAUAAAAUAUGAAAAAAUAUAUUGGGGAUAACAUUAGAGUUUUUGGAAGAAGUACAUGAGUUAAUACAUAUGAGGUACUUAAAACAUAGCUAGGUAUACAGUACCUGUAAAGAAGGCUGAGCACUGAAGAAUUGAUGCUUUCGAACUGUGGUGCUGGAGAAGCCUCUUGAGAGUCCCAUGGACAGCAAGGAAAUUAAAUCAGUUAAUCCUAAAGGAAAUCA